Molecule: messenger RNA, 777 nt
Organism: Eutrema salsugineum
Lineage: Eukaryota; Viridiplantae; Streptophyta; Magnoliopsida; Brassicales; Brassicaceae
Product: probable WRKY transcription factor 64
Exons: 3
Coding region: 1-777 (258 amino acids)
Biological process (GO): regulation of DNA-templated transcription
Molecular function (GO): DNA-binding transcription factor activity; sequence-specific DNA binding
Source: RefSeq, a predicted model, not a curated record
AUGUUUCCUGGCGUGGACGAGGCGGUUCAGGCGCUACUUCAUGGACAAGAAAGUGCUAAUCGCCUGAAGUCGGUCCUCGAACACCCGAGGACAAGCUCGGUUCCAACCGAGCCUCUCUUUGAUACCGUUCUUGAGUCUUUCUCAACUGCUCUCUCGUUCUUUACCAACUUCACUUCUUGUGAACCUCGACAAUACCAUGAUUCCUCUCAAAACAUGGCUACUCUUGUUGCUCGGAAAUCGCCAAAGAAAAAGAGCUAUACGAAAGACGGUUUAACGCACUACAGAGACGAUUCACCAACUCCACUCCACCACGACGGUUUUUCUUGGAGGAAGUAUGGACAAAAGAAAAUCAAAACUUCUACCCACCAAAGGUGUUACUUUCGUUGUGCCUAUGCGAAAGACCAAAACUGUAACGCUACGAAGCGGGUGCAGCAGAUCCAAGACAGUCCUUCCGUGUACAGAACCACUUACAUCGGAAAACACAAAUGUCAAGUUACGGUUUUUUCGCAGCCUAGUGAAGAUAUCACAGACGGUUCCAAGAUGAUUCAAUUCGAUAGACUCGACCAACUCAUGCCUGACUUGGUUCUCCCUCAACUCGUAUCAGUUGAUCACCAAGAAACCAUCGAAAACGAAGGCACGUACCAUACCAAUACCAUGAACCAAGAUUAUGUUAAUGAUGAGUUGUUGGUCGAUGAUGAAAAGUUUUGGGCGUAUCAGUUUCCUCCGUUUUCUCCUGGAAAUUUUAUGUUCUUGGACAAUAUUUCUACUUUUGAUUGA